AUGUCGGCGGCGGCGAAUACGGCGGCGAUGAGGAUGACAGUCAAAGCUAGCUCCGCUUUGAUGAAUAGCAGCGGCAACGAAGGAACUUAUGGUAGGGUUCUGGAAAAGAAUGGAAAGGUAAUUGCAUAUGCUUCCGGCCAACUGAGUCCACAUGAAAAAAACUACCUGACUCAUGAUUUGGAGCUUGCCGCAGUAGUUUUUGCAUUGAAGAUUUGGCACCAUUGCUUAUAUGGGGUGACAUGUGAAGUUUAUACGGAUCACAAGAGUCUCAAGUACUUUUUCACCCAAAAGGAGUUGAAUAUAAGACAACGACGAUGGUUGGAAUUAAUCAAAGAUUAUAAUUUACAAAUCUUGUAUCAUCCGGGGAAGGCGAACACUAUUGCUAAUGCCCUCAGUCGAAAAGCAAUUGGGAACUUAGCUUAUUUACUCACUGGACAAAGAGAAUUGUUUCAAGAGUUAGAAAGACUUGAAAUUGAAAUUGUUUUGCAAGAACAAGGUGGGACUUUAGCUGCUUUUACUGCACAAUCGGUACUCAUUGAGGAAAUUAAGGAGAGACUGCAACAAGAUGAGUUCCUAAAGAAAGCGCUUGAUGAAAGAGAAUCUAAACCGAGACCGGGUUUUAUUUUUGAGAGUGGGAAAUCUAUUGCAUCUCCUGGUCGUGGCAUCCUUGCCAUUGAUGAAUCAAACGCCACUUGUGGGAAGAGAUUAUCAUCUAUUGGCCUGGACAACACUGAAGUGAACAGGCAGGCUUAUAGACAGCUUUUGCUGACUACUCCUGGCCUGGGUGAGUAUAUUUCUGGUGCGAUUCUUUUUGAGGAGACACUUUACCAGUCGACAACAGAUGGGAAGAAGUUUGUGGAUUGCUUAUGUGAGCAGAAUAUUGUACCUGGAAUCAAAGUCGAUAAGGGUUUAGUUCCCCUACCAGGAUCCAACAAUGAAUCUUGGUGCCAGGGAUUAGAUGGAUUGGCUUCUAGAUCUGCUGAAUACUAUAAGCAAGGUGCUCGCUUCGCAAAGUGGCGCACAGUUGUCAGCAUUCCUUGUGGUCCUUCUGCUUUGGCUGUGAAAGAAGCAGCAUGGGGACUUGCUCGUUAUGCUGGCAUUUCUCAGGAUAAUGGUCUCGUGCCUAUUGUGGAACCUGAGAUUCUUCUUGAUGGGGAGCACCCUAUUGAGAGGACACUAGAGGUUGCGGAGCGUGUGUGGGCAGAAGUCUUCUACUACUUGGCUGAGAACAGUGUGAUGUUUGAAGGUAUCUUGCUUAAGCCCAGCAUGGUAACCCCAGGAGCUGAGCAUAAGGAGAAAGCUUCUCCAGAGACCAUUGCCAAACAUACACUCACUAUGCUUAAGAGGAGAGUGCCGCCAUCAGUUCCAGGAAUCAUGUUCUUGUCGGGAGGACAAUCUGAAAUGGAGGCAACAUUGAACCUAAAUGCAAUGAAUCAAAGUCCCAACCCAUGGCAUGUUUCUUUCUCUUAUGCACGUGCAUUGCAGAACUCUGUUCUCAAGACAUGGCAGGGACAUCCCAAGAAUGUUGAAGCCGCACAGAAGGCUCUUUUAGCACGUGCAAAAGCUAACUCUCUAGCUCAACUUGGAAAGUAUACUGCUGAGGGCGAGAACGAGGAUGCUAAGAAAGGAAUGUUCUCCAAGGGCUACACCUACUAAGCCAGAGUUCAGUUGUUUCUCGGUCUCUACUAGACUUGUACUCACUAUUUUGCUUGCUUUUGCCUUUUUCUUUGUUAGCUAUGAGUGCUGAGGAGGCUUGCUAGAUAAGCUUAGUUUUGCUCAUUUGUUGUCUACUUGUUUU
Messenger RNA from Camellia sinensis, 1798 nucleotides. The record is from RefSeq and is a predicted model, not a curated record. NCBI's taxonomy places the organism in Eukaryota, Viridiplantae, Streptophyta, Magnoliopsida, Ericales, Theaceae.